AGGCUUUGGGAUUCAUGCUUCACUAUGCAUGAACUUUUCUCAAUAUUACUCAUGACUUGUUAUUACCCAUUGAACCCGUUUCUUGGGAUCUCCAGUCUAUCGGGUCGGGUUACCAUCACUUGUAAUCCAUGGUUCGGUAGGCAUAAGUCUCAUACCCUUGGCGGUACUUUGGACUUUCUCUCUAGAUAAUCCUUUCUUCAAAGGAUCAGCUAGAUUCUGUUAGGACCUUACAGGAUCCACCCUCAUUGCUCCUAUCGUUAGGAUUUCUCUUACAGUACUGUGCUUACGACAAAUUUGUCGUCUCUUUUCGUUCUAGAACCGGUUCCCUUCUUUAGUAAUAGCUGCGGCGCUAUCACAAUGAAUCAACUACCGGAGGGAUCGGUCUUUCCCGUAAGGGAAUCUCUAGUAAUGACCCUCUCAAUCAACUUUUCUCUUUACUAGCCAUUGCUAGCUCUGUCAUUUCUUAUUUCUUAGUUGAUUGAGCCAGGAUCGUUUACUUCUUAGACUUCCAAGACAUAGCUUCUCUAUCGAUGUUUAAAACACAUCCUCUUGUUGUCUUGGAGUCCUCUAUAGGGUAUUCUAAUCCGCAUCACUAUACCCUACCAAUACAGCAAAAACCGUUGAUAACUUAUAUCAAGGUCUACUGUUCUUAAGGUGUCUCAUGACCCCUUUCAAUAGCAUUUCAAUGCUUCAUACUAGGACAAUCAGUAAGCCUGCCAAGUACCCCCACUAUGUCGAGUCUCGUGUUCACCAGCUGCCUCACGCAGACUGUCGAUGCUAGUAUAUUCUAACUUUCUCAGUUUCUCACACUAUUUCCAGUGUUCUUUAAUAUUUACACUAGCAUCAUCAACCAUUUAUGCAGGCACACUGCUUGUAUUUCUUCUAGAUCUUAACUAUGUAGUUAAACUGAUCUUGAGGGAAUCUAUUCAUUGUCAUAGUUACAUGGAUCUCCUAGCUUACACAAGCUUCAUCGAGAACAUUCAAAAUUCUCAAACAUGGUUUUUUUCAUAUCGACAUCACGAUUCUUUGUACCAAAGAUCGACGUGUCAUUCAUAAUGCAAGUGUCAUUCUCAAAUUUGUACUAAAUGCACUUGUCACUUUCACUUUUAAAACCAUGAGAGAGAACCAGUUUAUUCAUGCCAUCGACUUAGAGUCUAUUUCAAAUCUUACAAUGAUUUGUCUAACUAUAGACUCCCUAAGCAUGUUCAGGAAUAACAACCUUAUAGGUUGUCCCAUGUAGAUUUCUCUAUCUAAAUCACCAUUCACAAAAUUAAGUUUAACAUCCAUCUGAUGCACAACAAGAGCAAUCAGAACAUACAUGAAUGUUAUUCUACUUAUGGUGAAUAGAUAACAAGAGAAUUUACAAUUUUUCCUUUCCGCCUAAUGCCUUAGCUAUUGGGUGAUCCUUAUACUCAUAAACUAAACCAAUAUGUUUCACUUUUCUUUUAAGAAUCUAUUUAUUACCUAGGCUUCAUUGCCAGGAGGUAAUUCUCAAAGAUGUCUAAUCUUGUUCGAUUCUACCCAGAUUUAUCACCCCCACUAGUUAUCCAUUAUUUCUUAUAGCAGGCAAGAUACCACCCCCACUAUUUCUCGAUUUAAAUGGAAUGACAUUAAUGGAUUCUACACAACAAUGAGUAUUUCAUUUUUUUUUAACUUAUGUGUUCUAUUAUUGAUAGCACAAUCAAUAAAUCUCACUCAUGCUCAUCUAUAUUGCACUGAUUCUCAAAUUAUACCAUAUGAAAACGUUUUACAUCAAAAGCAUGUCAAAAGCAUCACAUCGUUAAUUAGUGCAAUCAAUAAUAAUGUGAUUUCACAUUAUUAUCUUUCACCCAUUUCAAAAUGAAUAAAAUCUAAAGAUUCUGAUUCUCUAAUCACAUAUUUAAGAUCCACGAUACGACUUUUCGGAGAUCACUUCCUCUCUUCUUGCGGCGAGAUCCACCGAUAGAUCCGAGACUGCCGCUGUGCUCCUGGGGAAAGUCUAAGAACAGGAAAAAACCUCUCAAUCUCCCAAAGGCAGUAAAAUAAGUGUGAUCGCCGGCUAAAAGAUGCGCCUCGAUAAUUCCGAUGAAGACAAUUUCGCUGAAUUGAUCAACAUCAGCAGCGACGACGAAUUGGACACUGACAUAGACGCCAUAGAAUCCGACGAUGAAGCCGAAUUUGACAGCAACAAUGUCGCGGCCGGUCUCUUGGACGAGCUUGAAACCGUUCCGCCGCAAGAGCUGUCUUACUCCGUCUUUACAGAAUCCGACAUCCGCCGCCACAUCGACGACAACAUCAACCAGCUCUCCGCCAUUUCGAUUGGAACGCGAGCAAGGUCGAGGACUCGUGAUGAAUCCGAAAUCCGCCGGCAAGUCGGCCUCCCGGUGGCAACUCAACAGCUCCGCCCCAUGCGGCCACCAAUUCUGCCGCUGGUGCUGGCGGAAUUACAUCGCGGCAAGCGUCAACGACGGGCCCAGCUCCCUGAAAUUGAAAUGCCCCGAACCUUCCUGCAAAGUCCUCGUUGGCGACGAUCUGAUCAACAAAAUCGCGGACAAAAAGAAUUUUGAAAGAUGCUGAAGAAGGCACUGGUGCAGCACCGAUGUAUGCAUAAAAAAAGGAAGAGAUAUUGUGUUCUUAAAGAACACUCUCUGAAGGGGUUUUUUAGCUUGAUGGCUCCCCUAAUUUGCUGUCAAUUGAAGAGAACAAAACAAUUACGUGGAUCUCUUGAUGGAUUAUUUUGGGGAUUUAAUUGGACCGGGUAGGAAGGAAGAAGUUGUCUCUUGCUGGCGCAGACAUAAGAGCAAAAUUAAAGAGCUGCGGAAUGGAUUGCAGCAGGAGCUUGGAGGGGGAGUCUCGGGAAGGUUUUCCGGCUUGCCAAUCCCGGAAGGAAAAGAUUCGUUCCGCAAUGACAAAGUUCCAAGUCAGGCUGGAAUGGAACUGGUUGGACAUCGAACGAAAAGGACAGAAUGAAUGCCUUCUCGAAGAAAAGGUAACAGCUGAAACUUUGUUCGCAAAUUGCAAGUCAACAUAUGUCAUAUAGCUUUAUGCAUGGAAUUGAGAAUCCCAGUGAAUGCUAAAGAAGAAGCUAGAACUGAGACAUGAUAGGUUGACAUUUAGAUGUACUCUUCCUGGUGAUUAAAGUACAACUUGGUACGAUUUAAAAGAGUAAUUUUAAUUACAUGAAUGCAUACUUUAAAACAUAUAUAAAUGCAUAUUAAGUGGUAAUUAUGCUAAUAGAAUGGGUUGUAUGCCCAUAUUUAUUUUGAAGAAGUACUGGCUAUCAGUACUAGGUGAACCACUCAUGUAUCCACACCAAUUAGAAUGGUACCCUUCGUGGUAACCAAAAGAUCACUAGCCAAUCCUCUAAGAAUGACACUAUGUUUCUCCAAUAUAAUUGUGAGAUAGUAGGUCAUAUGACGCGAAAGUGUAUGAACAAGUCUAACAUUGGUUCCAUUGUUAGCUUGAUAAUAGAAGAGGAUGGAUGGUUGUGAUCACUAAAAUGAGAGCAGAGGUUAAUCUUACUAGUAACCCUGAAGAAUGGUGGCUGGAUACCGAUGCCUCAAAGCAUGUGUGAUAAUUGAGUUAUGCUCAAAACAUACAUUGAGACGCAUUGAAGAAGAAAGUGUUUUUGGGCAUUUGCCCUCACCACAAUUUUAGAAGACAUCUUGCGCGCUCCAUAGAGAAGGAAUAUGCUUAUGCUUGUGUGGUAUAUAUGUUUUAUGUAACCAAGUCAAAUGACCCAGAAAUAUGUGAUAAGAGAAUCAAAACAUUAGAUAUUGUUUGUUUUGAUAUUAUACAUUAUGAGAAGUUAAGAAAUGUUUUAUCGAUUGUUCUGGUUAAUUGUAUGUUUAGUUGAUGUGAUGCUUUUGAAAUUCCAAUAGUAGAAUUAAAGAACCAGAGCAAUAUAAUUACUAGUAGAGCAUAUGAAUGUGUUUUAAUUGGAUAAGCUAUAGUAAAACACAUAAGUUUAAAAAAAUGAAAUACUCAUUGUUGUGUAGAAUCCAUUUAAAUCGAGAAAUAGUGGGGGUGGUAUCUUGCCUGCUAUUAGAAAUAAUGGAUAACUAGUGGGGGUAAUGAAUCUGGGUAUGAACUCAGAAGAGACAAAUGAACCAUAAAUCAUUGAAGGAUUUUGGUUAUGAAUUUGUUAUUUACACCCUAAGAAGAGAUCCUACAAGUCCGCUAGAAGUUCGAACUUCCAUAAAGAUACAGAUCUGUGGGAGAAUCUAUUAUUAACGAAAUGGAAUUAUUGGAGUCUAAUAAGACUUAAAAUCUUGUAGAGUAUCUCUUGGCUGUAAAGCCUUGGGUAAUAUAUCGAUAGAAUCGAACAAGAUUUGGCAUCUUUGAGAAUUACCUCUUGGUAAUGAAGUCAUGGGUAAUAAAUGGAUUCUUAAAAGAAAAGUGAAACCUAUUGGUUUAGUUUAUGAGUAUAAGGAUCGCCUAAUAGCUAAGGCUUUAAGCGAAAAGGAAAAAUUGUAAAUUUUUCCUGUUAUCUAUUCACCAUAUGUAGAAUAACAUCCAUGUAUGUUCUGAUUGCUAGUGUUGUGCGUCAGAUGGAUUGUUAAACAUGUUUCUGUGAAUGGUGAUUUAGAUAGGAAAAUUUACAUGGGACAACCUCUAGGGUUGUUAUUCCUGAACAUGCUUAGGGAGUCUAUAGUUAGACAAAUCAUUGUAAGAUUUGAAAUAGACUCUGAGACGAUGGCAUGAAUAAACUGGUUCUCUCUCAUGGUUUUAAAAGUGAAAGUGACAAGUGCAUUUAGUACAAAUUUGAGAAUGACACUUGCAUUAUGAAUGACACGUCGAUCUUUGGUACAAAGACUCGUGAUGUCAAUAUUGAAAAAUUAUGAUGGUUGAGAAUUUUGAAUGUGAAGGAUCUGUUUGAAACAAAUGUUAUGCUUAGAGAUCCUAAUAACUAGGAAAAUACAAGAUGUACACCUGCAUACAUGUUUGAUGAUGCUAGUAUAAAUAUUUAAAGAACACCUAAGACGGUGUAAGAAAGAUAGAAUAUACUAGCAUUUACAGUCUGCGAGAGGCAGCUGAUAAACAUGAGACCCGAUUUAGUAGGGGGUACUUGGCAGGCUUAUUGAUUGUCCUAGUAUGAAGCAUUGAAAUGCUAUUGAAAGGGUCAUGAGACACCUUAAGAACAGUAGACCUUGAUAUAAAUUAUCAACGAUUUAUGGCUGUAUUGGUAGGGUAUAUUGAUGAGGACGACAAUACCCUAUAGAAGAUUCCAAGGCAUCCAGUGGACAUGUUUUAAACAUCACUGGAAGUGUUGCGUCUUGGAAUUCUAAGAAGUAAACGAUCCUGGCUCAAUCAACUAAGAAAUAAGAAAUGAUAGAGCUAGCAAUGCCUAGUAAAGAGAAAAGUUGAUUACGAGGGCCAUUACUAGAGAUUCCCUUAUGGGAAAGACAGAUCCCUCCGGUAGUUGAUUCAUUGUGAUAGCACCGCAGCUAUUACUAAAGAAGGGAACCGGUUCUAGAACGAAAAGAGACGACAAAUUUGUCGUAAGCACAGUACUGUAAGAGAACUCCUAACGAUAGGAGCAAUGAGGGUGGAUCCUGUAAGAUCCUAACAGAAUCUAGCUGAUCCUUUGACGAAAGGAUUACCUAGAGAGAAAAGUUCAAAAUACCACGGAAGGUAUGGGACUUAUGCCUACCGAACCACGGAUUACAAGUGAUGGUAACCCGACCCGAUAGACUGGAGAUCCCAAGAAACGGGUUCAAUAGGUAAUAACAAGUCAUGAGUAAUAUUGAGAAAAGUUCAUGUAUAGUGAAGCAUGAAUCCCAAAGCCUUGGAGGUUGACUUAAACUCUUAAUGAGAUCUAUACUCUAUGUGGAGCGAAGUACUUUACUUUGGGGGGUACUUCUGAUAGACUCACCUAUGUGAAUGUGGGAGUGAGGCCGCUCCCUAAGGAACUUUGGAGGCACAAAGUUGCUAGAGCGUUCACUAAACCGGGAUAACGUGCAUGGCCAUAAACGCACGGCCUAUGAGAGAAUAUCACUCAAUGAAAAGAUCUAGUGUGC
Messenger RNA from Linum trigynum, 5999 nucleotides. The record is from the annotation of a GenBank genome assembly. NCBI's taxonomy places the organism in Eukaryota, Viridiplantae, Streptophyta, Magnoliopsida, Malpighiales, Linaceae.